This is a messenger RNA of Branchiostoma floridae (Florida lancelet), 3457 nucleotides long. Its product is annotated as WSC domain-containing protein 2-like. Gene Ontology annotation, molecular function: sulfotransferase activity. Lineage: Eukaryota; Metazoa; Chordata; Leptocardii; Amphioxiformes; Branchiostomatidae. Bases 1429 to 3240 code for a protein of 603 amino acids. The transcript is spliced from 8 exons. The record is from RefSeq and is a predicted model, not a curated record.
GCACCGGGUUAUCGUUCAUCGGAUGAAACUGUCCCUUAACGACGCCAACCUUUGAAUGUGCGACCGUUAAUUCUGAAGUAUAGCGGGCUUGAAGCGAUAUAGGUUGUACGGUUGCCAGCGCUGCUGAUGCGAAGCAGUAAGUUGCGGUUCAGUAUCCACACGUCAUCUUAAAUGUUGCAUCCCACAACGCAUAAUAAUAAAUCAAAAGAAGCGCGUUGACGAAAUGAGGCGAUACGUUACAAUCUCGCAUGCAUAGUUCGAUGCUAUGCACAGGCGAAAAGGGUAACAUAAUAGCACUGCUGUGCAUAUACAUUGAACUUUACAUUAUACGAUGAUUGCAACACCUAUUUUCAGCAAACAGUUAGUGGGUGUGGGUAUCCCAUUUUAUUGCUACUACAUUUUUGAACUGUGCAUGUUUUCAUGAACGAAGCAGAAAAUGAGUAAUGGUUGUUUGUGCUCACCCAUAGUCGGGCACCAUCUGGUUUUCUGAUUAAUUCCUGACGGAAUCACCCGUCGACAUGCUGUCUUUGUCAGCGUUAGAGUUGAAAUGAAUAUUGAGCCAUUCCAGGCUGUUCCAGCCUCCGUCGUUAAUGAAGGUUAUAGACAUCCGAGUAAACGAUAUUUGUUACCAGCCUUCUCCAUAAUGCCUGCCCGUUCCAGUCCUUUCCUCUGCAGUAGAGCUUCUCUGACUCCCUCGGCACACUGUGCACUGGGAUUGAAUCCUCUUCGAAUGUGCAAUUUUGCAAGGCUGGGUGGGCAGUAAUAGACUUGGGCGGAUAGGGCAAUGGGGAAGAGGCGGAUUCAUCAAGGCGUGAAUCCGAGCAGUGAUGAUGAAAGGAACGCCUUUAAUAUUUCACUUUACUCGCAGCUUAACCUUCAGAGACGUGCAGCUUUUCUCGACCAGACUAUUCUGCACAUUUUCUCAUAAAUUUUCGAUGAGUUUUAACGUCAUCACCCAUUGGACUCUCCGCAAGGCAAGCGAGACUGAAGUUAGUAUGAAAUAGGACGGAGCUCGCGCAGAGACACGCGGUUAUCGUUCAUCCGUCAGCACGUUCCGGAGAGGAGGUCGCUGUAAGUAUAAGCACCAUCGGUGACUAGGAGCAUCUCUGCAUCACCACGGGUCAGGGACAAUCUUUUAUUUAGAGAGCUAAUCGCACGCGUUUGAUCCGUGUUGGAGGUGGGAGACCUCUGGUUACUGGAUAUUCUUGGAAAAUCAGCUGCCAUUUAGAGGAUUUGCUGGCAGUGUCACAUCUGAGGAAAGUUCAUCAGGGCUGUCCUUUCUGCUUACUGUGUGCCGACAGCGUUAGACAGAAUAUUGUGCGUCUUUUGAAAGGUGUCUACGGUGCACAUUUAACUGAUACCAACUACAUCUGGUAGAGGACUGCUUAGCUGUACCGAGAGGGGGACAUCGUCGGGCUCAAGUUGCUGAUGGCCCGCCUGCUACUCAAGCUUUCCCGGGCCACCAUGAGAGUAGGAACCCCGGCACUUCUCGUGCUCACUGGGGUGUCCCUCUGCAGCCUGAUGCUCAUAACCAGGCAGGUGGACAAUACGAAUCUGUCACCAUCCAGACGGGACCUUCUUGAGGGCGUUGAAUUUUCUGUGCUGCCAGACUUACAGCUUCCUCAUCGUUCAAGACCUUCCGCCGUAUCUAAAUUAGGGAAUCAGAAAAACACACGCCUCCGGUCAAUCCCUGCCGGGACAGAAUCGGCCCCUGGGAAUAAAACAUCUACGAGAAUGAAAGGAACGGUCAGCGCAGUAGAUCAUCAGGCUUUUAUCAAAAAGGCAAUCAAGGAAAGACCGGGAAGAGUCAUGUACCAGCCAUUAACACUAGCGGGGAUCAACGUGACGUUCCUGGGCUGUUACGAGGACAGCGUGGUUCCCUCCCUCCGGACGCUGCAGGAGGAGUUCCUGUCCGACUACAGGAGGAUGACGGUGGAGAAAUGUCUCAACCACUGCAGGAAAAGAUAUUUCCCGUUCGUGGGCCUGGAGUUCGGAGGAGAGUGUUACUGUGGGAAACAGCUGCACAGGGGCCCUGCGUCCGUGUCAGACUGUAACGUCUCCUGCCCAGGCCAUGAGAACAGCACCUGUGGUGGGGUGAACCGUCUGACAGUCUACCACAUCCACCCCAGGUCCAUGGGACGGCCUCCGAAAGACAGGCAGAGAGUGGAGCUGGGGAUACUCAGACCAGACCCCCGGUCCCGAGAGCGGUACCUGGACGCGGAGACGGACGAGGCUUACCGGGGAUGCUACCCGGUCCGGCCGGGGCUGGAACGGACCGCCUCCAUGCCGGUACGGGACCAUCUCCUCACGCCAAGGCGGUGUCGUCUGAGCUGUCAACAACAGAUUUAUACUCUCGCCCUUGUGCGAAAUGCCACGGUUUGCCAGUGUCUGAACGCCAGCGCCACCUGCCGACUUGUCAACGCAUCGUCAGAUGACAACUGCAACUUCAGCUGUUCUGGGAACGAGCGACAAAAGUGCGGAGGGCCCUCACACAUGUCCGUGUAUAGGACAGAGAUUGAAGACCGUCGUUGUGCGACAGCCAGCUUCCUGCAGGACCACAGUUGGCCGCUAGUGGCGCUGGCAAGCUACCCCGGAUCCGGAAACACAUGGGUCCGCCAUCUCAUAGAGAGGGCAACCGGCAUCUACACGGGCAGUUAUUAUAACGACGGAGACCUGUUCAAUAAAGGGUUCCGGGGAGAGCGGGAGAACUGGUUACGGAGGAACACAGUGGCAGUGAAGACCCACCGGUUCGACCGAGCUCACAUAGAACAGUUCCACAGCAGUAUCCUCCUGAUCAGGAACCCUUACAGCGCCAUGUUAGCUGAGCACAACCGGAAAUACGCAGGCCACACCGGGCUGCCGGCACCUAAGUACUACCAGCUACACGAAUGGAGAGAGUUUGUGGACGGUCAGUCCCGAACCUGGACUAACACCAACCUAAACUGGCUGCAGUACAGCAGGAGGCUGCUAGUCGUUCAUUAUGAGGACAUUGUGAGGGACACCAUGGGUCAGCUGCGCAGAAUCCUGGACUUCCUGGGCCUCCCUGCCUCCCAGGACAGGCUCAUCUGCCUGGAGGCUGACAAGGACGGCAAGUUCAAGAGAAGACGCCAUCUUGAAUUUGACCCCUACACGUCUGACAUGAAAGGCUACACGAACAUUUACAUCAAAACUAUCGACAUGUCGCUGAGACUGUAUAACCAGACGCGCCUUCCACAGGAAUACUCAACGGACAGUUUGUAACAAAAGACAAAUUGGCACCAUAUUGCUGCUACGUUUUUACAUCACCGUGCCCUAACGGAUUUAAGCCGAAGUACCGUUAGUUCACCUUUAUCCGCGGGGUAACCUAUAUCCGUUAUGUUGCUUAACAGGGUAUCCAGUGAUAUCAAGCCGAUGGACGGUAGUUUUAAAUUGUGAUAUUCUCAAAAUAUUGCAGUUUGAAACCACCAUCUGUUGACUU